UUUUCCCCUUUGACUUCACAAGAACCUGCAGGAUGUCCGCGCUCGUACGGACCGGUGAGCAAGCGGUCGCAACAAUGACGCGCCAUCGAUCACUGGGACCGGUGCACAUAGUGCGUACACGUUAACGGGAGGCAGACUGGCCUUGCCAUAUGGCCAGGAGGAUGGCAACCCCAUGUCGUUAAGCUCCACACACUGCUCCAUCUCGUGAGUGCAAUACCCACUCUCACAAUUGUAGAAGUCUGGCGCUUUCAUCUUAAAGCACUCCUUCACCUUGGCCUGCUCAAAUGGCAUCACCACGCCGUCGGCGUUGCGCUGCUGCAGCCAGGAAGACGGCGUGACCUCGGUGCACUUGUUCGUGCCAAGGGUAUACCGGGCAAGAAAUUCUGCUUGCAGCACUUGAACCAUUGGCGCGUCUUCCGGUCCAGUAUGAAGUUCGGCGACUCCGAAGGGUGCAGUUUGGAAAGAGUGUGGUUUGCAAUCGGCACCCCGUGGGGCACCCUGGAGGGUGGGCGGUUGCCUCGAUUGAGCUCUCCGCCGCGCCCCGCGGAGGCCCGCGAGGACAGCGUCGAGACCCCCAGGCCCCAACGACGCCGGUCGCAAACCAGCCCCCGGCGUAACCAAACCCUUUGCAGUCGCCGAGAAGUUGAUGGCGUCGCAGUUCCGGUCCGUCGGCAUCUGGUCCAUCAUGACCCUCGAGGCGAAGCCGCUCCUGGCCAGGGUGCAGCGGAGCCUGCCGGUCACCUCUCGAGGGGAGGCCGCUGAAGCGCGAGCAGUCGAUCCAGAAGGACGUGGGGGCGCCGCGCGCCCGCGCCCGGGGCCCCGCGCCGGCGGGCGCGGGAGCCGGCGAGGAGGCCGAGGUCGGAGGGAGGCUGGCGCAGCCUGGCCCCGCGCGCCCCGGCGGCCGCCCGUGCCCGGCCGCGGCCGGCAGCAGGUCCCCGAGCCCGGCCGCCCGCGGCAUCGCGGGCCGGCCGCGAGCGCGUGGGCGGGCCCUCCG
Prorocentrum cordatum is the source of this 994-nucleotide messenger RNA. Lineage: Eukaryota; Dinophyceae; Prorocentrales; Prorocentraceae. The record is from the annotation of a GenBank genome assembly.